This is a messenger RNA of Quercus robur (English oak), 2722 nucleotides long. Its product is annotated as UDP-URONIC ACID TRANSPORTER 1. Gene Ontology annotation, cellular component: Golgi apparatus. The transcript has 5 exons. The coding region runs from base 442 to 1365 and encodes 307 amino acids. The record is from RefSeq and is a predicted model, not a curated record. Gene Ontology annotation, molecular function: antiporter activity. Lineage: Eukaryota; Viridiplantae; Streptophyta; Magnoliopsida; Fagales; Fagaceae.
CCCAUUUGUGAUAACCACAAGAUCCCAUUUGUGACAACCAAUUCACAUGCGAAAUCUACGUUUAUAAUGUUGAAGGGCAUCGUACCUGGAGUUUUGUACUUAGUGAAUUUGAGAAUUUCACCACUGGCUCUAAAUUUUUUUAAUUUAUCUUUACUAGGUACUAGGAGAAAAAGCACGGUUCUAAAUGGAACUACCUGCGGAAAAUCGGAGACAUUUCCACUGUUUCCUCAACCUCCUCACCUCCCAACAAUAAUUCUUUAACAUUUGCCUACACACUCUCACACCCAAAAACACCCCCAUCAAAAUCGAUCACAUUCAAAAAAAACAUUAUAAAAAACAAAAACAAAAACAAAAACAAACGAAAAUACCCAUUUUCCAUUGUAGCUCAAAUGCAAAGCUUCUCAUCAAAUCCAGACACCCUUUGAGCCAAAACCUCGUAAAAUGUCUUCCAAAAAGCAAGUUAUUCUCGUAUGUUCCCUCAUCCUUCUAUGGUACUCAUCCAACAUUGGUGUCCUUCUCCUCAACAAGUUCUUGCUCUCUACCUAUGGCUUCAGGUUCCCAAUCUUCCUCACAAUGUGUCACAUGUCAGCCUGUGCUAUCCUCAGCUAUAUCUCCAUUGUGUUCUUCAAGUUUGUCCCACUCCAGACCCUCAAAUCUCGUAACCAGUUCCUAAAGAUUGCAACUUUAAGCCUUGUCUUUUGUGGGUCGGUUGUUGGUGGCAAUAUCUCUCUUAGGUACCUUGCUGUGUCGUUUAACCAGGCUGUCGGUGCAACCACGCCAUUUUUCACAGCGGUUUUUGCCUACAUUAUGACCCUUAAGAGAGAAUCUUGGGUUACCUAUGCUGCUCUUGUGCCUGUUGUUACAGGUGUUGUGAUUGCCAGUGGGGGGGAGCCAGGUUUCCAUUUGUUUGGAUUCAUUGUGUGCAUAAGUGCAACAGCUGCAAGGGCCUUUAAGUCUGUUCUUCAGGGUAUCCUACUUUCAUCUGAUGGGGAAAAAUUGAACUCAAUGAAUUUGCUACUAUACAUGUCACCAAUUGCAGUUCUGGUUUUAUUGCCUGCAACGCUUGUAAUGGAGCCCAAUGUCAUAGAAGUUACCGUAUCACUUGGAAAAGAACAUAAAUACAUGUGGCUGCUGCUUGCUCUUAAUUCAACAAUGGCCUAUGCAGCUAACUUGUCAAACUUCUUGGUGACAAAACAUACAAGUGCAUUAACACUUCAGGUAUUAGGAAAUGCAAAAGGUGCUGUUGCUGUUGUAAUCUCAAUACUCUUGUUCAGAAAUCCUGUUACAGUUAUGGGCAUUGGUGGGUACUCAAUAACCGUUUGUGGAGUGAUCGCUUAUGGAGAAGCCAAGAGGAGGUUUAAAUGAAUGUUCCUCUACAUUUGGUGGCUGCAGUGGUAGGUUCAUCUAAUCUGAAAGAAAUACUGAACAAAAUGAUAUCAACAUCCAGAUGAACCAACUUCGAUUCCUUUAAUGUUAUUUCUAGUUAACCUUUUAAUGCCUUAAGUUAUCACCAAGGCCUGUCUGCCGUUUGAGUUUUUUUUUUUUUUUUUUUUUUUUGGGUUUGGGAUAAAGAGUACAUUCAACAAAUAAAUAAAUAAAAUGUGUAAAUGCACUUUUGGUCCCUACAUUUUGGGCCAUUUCUCGAUUUGGUUCCUAAACUGAUUUUGCUCCUAAGUUAGUCCUUAAUUUUUUAAAAUUGUUUUUAAAAUGGUCUCUGUCGUCAACCUGGUUACAGAAAAUGCUGAAGUGGCAAAUGAAUUUCACUAUUUGCUGACAUGGCUAAUAAAAUAAUAUUAAAAAAUAUCCCGUUAGGAUCCAUGUCAGCGUUUUAAUGGCAAGUCAACAUUUUAAUUAAUAAAAGAAAUUAAAAAAUUAAACUAAAAAUAAUUCAAAAUCAAAAACAAAAAAGAAAAAAAAUUUUCAAAUCCUCUCUUUCUCUGUGUUUAUGGCUGUAUCUUUCUUCUUUUCGUUUCCUUUUUUUUUUUUUUUCAAAUCCUUUCUUUCUUUGUCUCUUGGUGCGUAUUUGUGUUUAUAUCUUUCUUUGUUCAAGCUUUCAGUCCCUCUCUCUCUCUUAAUCUUUGACAUUUUCUCUCUCUCUAAACCUGACUCUCUAAUCUCUGGGUUUUUCCAAUUUUCCGUGGGGUGGUCGGUAAUGGAGGUGGAGAUUGGUGGUCGGGUUGGAGAUUGGUUUGGUUGGGGUGGUCGGGGUGGAGAUCGGUAAUCCAUGGGCCUUGGUUUAUGAGUUUGGUUGGAGAUGGAGAUGGAGAUGGCUGGGUUUGGUUGGAGAGGCUAGGUUUUUCUGGGUUUUAGUGGGCGUGGGCUGUGGCCAUUGAGAAGGAAACAGUGACGACAGUUGAUCACGCUGUUGGUUGUGGGUCUUAAGUGGCACUUCUAAAGAGAUGAAAGCCAUGAAAUGGGUGAGCCCAAACCGAGCUCGUUGAAAUCGAGUCACAAAAGCCAUCAUUGUUGGCCUUGCAAUUCAGUGACUCGGUGUGACCUUUCAGAUCUGGCCAUUGACGAAGUGGAUGACCGAAGCAAAGAUUUUGAGGUCUGGGUUUGUUGAUGACUGAAAUAAGGAGUUGCUUAUGGUUUCUGGGUUGUUCAUCUCAGUGGGUUUGUUGCUUGAUCUCUCUAUAUGUUUAUUUUUGGGUUGUAAAUUUGCAGGUUUGAUGUAAUUUUUCUGGGCUUGUUGUUUGAUAUUGAUUUAUGGGUUCGAUGUUCA